UUGGUACCCAUGUUUUUGCGUCAACAAUCUAACCCAACUUUUUGUCCCGAACCCAAAAAUGUCUAUUUAUUACAGCGGGACGUUUAAGCGUUCUUCGGGUGUGAUCAGCGCGAUUACUAAGCAAUUGAAGAAGGUGAAUUUAAAGCCGGUGAAAAGAAUCCAGGUGCAGUUCGACCCGUUUCACCCGAAUGCCGUGACAGCCAGAGAUUUCCUCUUCCAUAUAACCACCCCGAAAGUUCUGGAAAGCAAUUUAAACUGUGUCAUUAAGCCAAACGUGGUGUGCGAUCGAAGCGAGCCCGAGAUAAAAGUUGAUUUGUUGGAGAAAGGGAGUGUCAAGUUCCUCGCGAAUAACUUAACGGUUUUGGAGAUUUUGCAACAGUUUAAUAAGCACGUGAGUAGUUUGGCGAAGCCGGAGGAGGAGACUCCCGUGCAAGUUACUAAGUUGGAGAAGAAGAGACAGAAGAAGCGAUAA
Molecule: messenger RNA, 472 nt
Organism: Zophobas morio
Lineage: Eukaryota; Metazoa; Arthropoda; Insecta; Coleoptera; Tenebrionidae
Gene: mRpL53
Product: large ribosomal subunit protein mL53
Exons: 3
Coding region: 59-472 (137 amino acids)
Cellular component (GO): mitochondrial large ribosomal subunit
Source: RefSeq, a predicted model, not a curated record